UAGCCCAGACACCCUAUAGUUUACCGCCUUAAAAUAGACAUACAGAAGAGGAAGAGGACGGGUAGAGAGUGUGUACAGUAUGCUGUGUGUUUGUGUAUGUCUGUGUGUGCGUGUGCCCACACAGCAGUCGUGGUAAAGCUGAGCUGGCAAGAAGGAAGUGAUGUUCUCACCUUUAUGAAGAGGCUGGGAGAUAAAUAGUGGCUCCUCCACCACACCACAGCAUUUAAUCUGCACUUUCAUUCCAGCAGCACCACAGCCCGCACUGCUACCCAUCUAACUGGAUUUACUAGCUACAACUGCAAGAGAACAAAGAAUGAAGUUUGCCAUUGUAAUUCUCUGCCUGCUGGGAACAGCCAGUGCUAAUCCUAUCUUACACAAAGUGGCCACUGAGAUGAUGGAACAUGCAUCCAACUCUACCUCAUCGGUGUCUGAAUCCUCGGAAGAAAGCGAUACAUCAGAACACAAUAGCUCACCAGAAAAUACUUCUGAGAACACUACAUCAGAAUCAUUGGAGUCUGCAUCAGAUGAUCAGACUUCAGACAUUAGCCGGAGUCACUCACUGGAAGCUCGGUUUGGUACAGGUGAGGCAGGAAUGACCACAGAUAACAGCCAAGACAGCCUGGAGAACAUGCGCAAGAGCUGGAUUCAUCUCAUCAACGUCAAAGAGCUCAGUGAGGAGGACAAAGACACGACAGAGGACGUCUCCUCCAACAGCAGUGAAUCUACAGAGAGCCAGGAGAAACAAACCCACAGCAGCAGCAGCAGCACAGAGUCCAACAGUAAGGACAGCAGCCCUGUGGUGGACAGCAACGAGACCAGUGAGAGCAGAAGCAGCAACAGCAGCAGCAGCAACGAGAGCCGAGAGUCCAGCCACAGCACAGAGAGCACGGAAAGCACAGGGAGCCGCUCCAAAGAGUGUCCGUCUGAGGCCGACAGCGACGAGUGCGACAGUGAUGAAUACGACUUGCACGACAUCGGAGACGAUGGAGCCAGUGAGCCGUUUAACGGCUUCCGUACGCCCGAUAACAAUGACCAUGAGGUUAUCUUUAAGAGAUGACCAAAUGUAACUUUUUAAGAAGAUAUGAUUAACAGACAAAAUACAGUUUGGAAAUCCCUGGGGAGAGAUAUUAACAGGAUAAUUAAAUGAAUAAGAGGCACUUAAAGCGGAAUUCCAACAGUUUUCUAGUCCACAUUUCUGUAUACAUUAAUUGUGGAACAGCGUACCCUAGGAACCUGUAUGUAAUGUU
Molecule: messenger RNA, 1247 nt
Organism: Colossoma macropomum (tambaqui)
Lineage: Eukaryota; Metazoa; Chordata; Actinopteri; Characiformes; Serrasalmidae
Gene: scpp1
Product: secretory calcium-binding phosphoprotein 1
Exons: 9
Coding region: 314-1057 (247 amino acids)
Source: RefSeq, a predicted model, not a curated record